AUUUCUUCCUACCACCUAUAAAGGAGAUCGCUCCCCUGUCAAUUAGUGGUGCUGCUGCAUUAUUAGUGAGCAGCUUAGUCAACUCAACCCGCGGUUCCUUCUUGCCCCCAAUAAUUAAUCCUGUGGGCGAACCUUUUCCUCUUUUCCUUUGUACUUCUGUGCUCCCACCCGGCAGGUCGUGCGAGCGAGCGGAGGAGUGCUGCCUCUCCCUCUUUGCCAGCCCACCAUGGACCGCAUCGAGAGUAUCGGGAAUCGAAGCGAUGACCAGCCAACUCCGUUUCCUGCGCUGGCCGACGCUUCGACUCCUGCCACCCCGGUGCAGACGUCAUCUGGUCCGCCUCGCGCCUCGUCCCAGCGGAUGCGACGGCCGAGCAUCCGUAUCUCACGCCUGCCCAGCGACCCGAAUCUGCCCACUCUACGCACGCCUGUGAAUGGAAGCAGGCCGGCGACGCUUCUACACCAACUUGACACUCGCAACCUCGCGCCCGAUCAACAUGUGGAUGAUUCCUGGGAAGGGAACCGCCGCCGCAGCAAUUCAGAGCCGCGCCCAGGGCGGUACUCGGCGCCGCCGGUCAUUGCGAGCCCUAGACCCCCUCAGUGCCCGGUUAUGGCUCCUCUGGACGAGGAGUGUGCCCUCCGGACUGCUACCGCUGCUGAAACGACUGCCGGGCCAUCUUCGGCUGAAUUGCUCCAGGAACCUCAACCGGCGGCUAUCCAAACUCCGCCAAGGGGUCUGCUGCGUCGGGCGAGCGGGGUGGCCUUCAAUGCCCUCGCGAGGAAACGAGGGACCACUAUUAGCGGUAGCUCGCCGACGAAUAGCCACCAGAUCACGGAAUAUGACUCGCAGAUUGUUGAUUUGCUUGAUGUGAUUGACCCGGAAGUUUCCACCCUGUCGACUCUUACCAACGUGCAGAACUCGCUCUUCAUUCCGGACCUGGGCGGUAUUCUGAACCGUAUGCCUACAUACACCUUGACACGACCAGAGAGGGUUUCCGAAGAAGAGACAACAUCCACCGAUGAAGACCAAGAUCAGGGUGUCGAGCUCAAACAACGUCCGACCUUGGACCAACUUCGGAUGUAUUCCAGUAUCUCAUCUGCGUUACCCUCGGAUGGCGUUCGGUACGCCGUCUUGCCAGAAGACCAUACACUGGACGGGUGGUCGCAGCGGGACAUCGAAGAAUUAAACGAUCACGUCCGGCAUAUGCUGCACUCCCGCCGGUCGAAAUUCAAACGAAGCAUGAAGGGGUUUGGCAAAUAUGUCCGCAAGCCACUGGGCUUCCUUGUCACCCUAUAUGCAACCCUCAUCACACUUUUCGGUCUGGCUUGGGUUCUGUUCUUGAUCGGUUGGAUCAACGUUGGUGGACGCCAGCUUUACGUGAUCAACGUCAUCGACAACGUCCUUGUCGCCCUUUUCGCCGUCAUGGGCGACGGCUUGGCCCCCUUCCGUGCCGUUGAUACCUAUCACAUGGCUUUUAUCGCCCACUAUACUUUCAAGACCUGGAAGAUUCGCAACAAACGUGCCCUGCCCGGCCUAAAGGACAAGAAUGACCUUCCUGGACGCAGCCAGGCCGACCUUGAGGCCGACCUCGGCGAAAUUGACAAAGAAGACACGCACGAGUUCAGUGUUCUCACCCCUAAGCAGCAACAGAGGCUCGAACACCACCAGAUGAAACUCUCCAAGUCUCACACUUUCUACAAGCCUCACGAAACGAUUACCCACCACGCCUUCCCGAUGCGGAUGCUCAUCGCCAUCAUCGUCUUGUUGGACCUGCAUUCGUGUUUCCAGAUCGCCCUCGGAACAUGCACCUGGAGCAUCAACUAUCACGUCCGUCCAUUCGCCUUGACCACCGUGAUUCUCUGCUGCUCAAUCACCUGCAACAUCACCGGCGGUGUGCUGAUCAUGAUCGGCGAUCGACGAACCCGUAAGAAGGAAGUGGUCGAACGGAUGUUCCGCCAACAGCUCACCAGCGAGGCGAUGAAGAAAAUGCAAAAGAAAAAACGUAAGGAGAAGCUCCAGCUGGCUGAGGAGCUGGACACCGUUCCGGAUCCCGUUCACCAGCAGAACUCUACGCUGGAUCCCGUCCACGAGCACAUCUCAACGCAGGAUCACGUGGCGCGAGCGGUCUUCCCAGCCCCAAUCUCAUGA
Penicilliopsis zonata CBS 506.65 is the source of this 2146-nucleotide messenger RNA. RefSeq lists its product as hypothetical. Bases 227 to 2146 code for a protein of 639 amino acids. The transcript is spliced from 4 exons. NCBI's taxonomy places the organism in Eukaryota, Fungi, Ascomycota, Eurotiomycetes, Eurotiales, Aspergillaceae. The record is from RefSeq and is a predicted model, not a curated record.